Rotaria sp. Silwood1 is the source of this 6474-nucleotide messenger RNA. Lineage: Eukaryota; Metazoa; Rotifera; Eurotatoria; Philodinida; Philodinidae. The record is from the annotation of a GenBank genome assembly.
AUGUCUUCAUCAAAACGGGAUCAACAAUCAUCGCCUUUAGGUUCAUCUGAUGAAAAUAAUCGUACAUUAUUCAAUUCUGAUCCUUUAUCUCAAAGACCAACAAAUUUAAGACAUUCAAUUGCAAGUAGCGAACCAUCAUUAGAGAAAUCGAAUAGAUCAACGCCUUCGUCACAUGUAUCACCAGCAAAUUUCUCCAAUGAUUCUUCAAAGAAGAACGGAACAGGAGGCGAUGAAAUGAAAACUACUACGUCUGUAACAAGUCGGACUGACAAUCAAAUUCCUCCAUGCCGAACAUUCAGUGAAACAAGUAGUUUAGAAAUUCAGUCCUUGCAGCCGGCGUCAAAAUCUAUUGUGCGUGCUUCUAAAUCGCAUGAUCCAUCUGCCCGUCAUCGAUCAACUACACCAAACACACCCCCAUCUACUCCACAGAUACAACCAAGAGCUAAACCAGAGUUGCAAGUUUUUUCAUCGGAUUUAUCUACAUCUAAGAAAAAUAAUGAUUCGGAUCGACUCUCCAUUUCUACUCAUCCAAACCCGAUAGAACAUAAGCAAACUAAGACAGAGUCAACUAUUAGUCCAUCUGAUAUUCGUCGAAGAUCUCCAUAUGAUCAAAUGUCUUCACCAACAGAUGAUCAAUCAUCAUCAUCUAAUCAGGAUUAUCAUCAAUCACAGAAAACCGUCAUACGACAAACACAGUCGAUUAAGCAUGAAGAUCAAACACGUGAUCAAUCACAAACAUUAAAUUUAUCUCCAAGAUCAACACCAAAAGCUUCAAAUCGAGAUUAUCCAAUUUUUGCCUACGUAUCUGCUUUACCGUGUAAUGAUUUUAAUAAUAAAGAACUUGAGUCCAUGAUCACUGAUUGUUUACGCCGCGAAUACCAACUACAAAUAAUCGAUAUAAAAUGUAGCUUACAAUUAGAUGUCGGUAUUGUUUAUCUACGAAAUAAUGAAGACAAAUAUCGUUUAAUUAACACCAUCAAAAGUAUUAAAAUCAACUCAAAAUCCAAUGAAACAAUAUCAUUUGUAGAUGAACUCGAGAUAAUCUCCUACGUGGUUAUUGAGCCUAAGGAUAUAAAAUAUCUUCCAGUUGCCGAUGAUAUACGUCAACAAUGGAUGAAAGUUUACAAUGGCAACUGUCCAUUGACAUGUAAGAACUUAUGUGAUGAAUUUCCAAAUAUAUUUCGAGUAGUUAUAAAUACAUGUGAUGAACUUAUCAAUACUACACUAAUAACUGAAUUCUUGAUUGGAAAACAAAAAGCCAUCGUUUACUUUCGAGCUGAUUGUUGUUUUUUCGAAUAUUUAUCACGAACAUUUAGUGAGGAUAAUUUAAAGUCUGCUAUUAGUAAACAAAUUUCUGAGAGAAAUAUAUCAAACAAAUCCAUUUACAUUCAAUAUAACAAAGCAGAAGCCAACGCUAUUGUCAUAACAUGUGAUAAAGCUCGAAGAUGGGCAUUAUUUCGUUCAAUCAAUUUAGAUGGACAAUUUAUUAUGAAGAUAGACAAAAUCAUUUAUCGUCUUAUAAUUCGAUCAGUACCCAGAAAAAUUUCUGUUUCACGUAUCGAAAAUUUGGAGAUUUUUGCCGGUACCCGUACCAAGGCGAUACCAUAUGGUGAUGAUAUCAUUCUGGAACUACGGAACAAGAGUAUCUAUGAUAAGUGUCUCAAACAAGGUUUUUUAAAUAUCGAUGAUCAUAAUAUAAAAAUUGAUACCUAUUCAUUGGCGAAUAACUAUGAAGAUUUGGAAAUUGAUGCUCGUAAUUGGUAUGAAACAGAAAUGUGUGUUUAUAAAUCUGAUAUUAUGCAGUUUAUUGCUCAACCUGAACAUCCAAUUUUUCAAUUCAAAUGGAAUCCAAAAGCAUUUAUAGAGCAAUUCAAUCGUUGGACUUUGAAGACUAGUAAUGGUACUACGCAUGAACGAGAUCAUAGUGGAACAAUAAGUAAUGAACAACGACAUUUAUUACGAAUGACAGUUAUGUUAAAUACAAUUGGUAUUUUAAAAAAGGGAAGUUACCAUGUAGAUGAUAAAAAAAUUAAGUUGAAAUCAGAUCCAUUGAAAACAAUUGUCUAUAAUCAUCAGUCGAAACUGCAACAUGGUAUGACAAAACAGUCAUCUUCUGCCAUCGAUUAUCCAUACACAACCACAUCAGUCCAUGUAGUAAAUGAAGAUUGUCUUAUUGUUUACGAGUACUUAUUGUCUAAGGGAUAUCGUCCAUUACUUCUCAAUAUGGCAAAUGCACACUCGCCAGGUGGUGGUUAUCGCCGAGGUGAUGGUGCACAAGAAGAGAAUAUUUUUCGUCGUUCUAAUUACUUUCGAAGUCUCGAUAUGGAUCUUGAUGAUAGAACACCAACUGCUCGUUUUUAUUGUACAUCGAAUUGUGAAGAAAAACCGUUAACUGGACGUGAUCGAAUGUAUCCAAUGGAUGAAUUCGGAGCAAUCUAUACAUCAGGACUGACAGUUUUUCGUCAACCUGAAAAUAUAGGCUAUGCUCUUAUGGAUAAACCUAUGUUAAAUGUUUGUGCUAUAGCUAUAGCUGCUUAUCGAGAUCCAAAAUUGGAUAAGAAUAAUAAAAAUUUCUUGAGUUCGAAAUAUUCAAUUGGUAUGCGCAAAAAAAUUGAAAAUAUCUUUGCUAUUGGUCAUCAUCAUAAUCAUGAUUGUCUUGUUCUUUCUGCAUUUGGUUGUGGUGCUUUUCGAAAUCCACCAAAACACGUUGCAGCUAUAUUCAAAUCAGUUAUCGAACAAUAUGCAGGAUUUUUCAAUAGAAUCUACUUUGCUAUUAUUGAUGAUCAUAAUGCUGGUCAAGAAUUUAAUCCACAUGGAAAUUUUCGACCUUUUCAAGAAAUAUUCAAUACAUUGGAAUUCAAACCCAUAAGACAGAAAAUGGUCGAUAUGAUGAUUGGACCUUGGCGAAUUUUGAAUGAGACAAACAAUCGAGAGAUUACUUUAAAUGAUAUUCGAAUUCAUUACUUACCUCCAUGUCGUUAUGGAGGUAGAUGUCGAGACUUGGAAAACAAGCAACAUUGCCGUGAAUAUUUACAUCCACCAAUAUGUCCAUACAUGGCUAAUUCGAAAGAUUGUGAACUAAAAGACGAUAAUGAUCAUAUGCUUUGGUAUAAACAUCUAAUGAAAUGUUCACGUGGUGCUAAAUGUCAAUUGAACGAGAAUCCAACGAACUUAAAUCAAUUUGAACAUCCGAAAAUCAAUCGUGAUAAUAGACAAUAUGCGGACAUGAAUCGUGAACAUUUAAAGCUUAAUAGAAAUAUAUCUGCAGGCGAUGAUAAAAGUAUGAGUACUGAAUACGAUGUUUAUAAUAAAAAUAAUCAUUCGGUUUUGCAAACUUGUCCAUUUACGCCAUUCCAUUGUCGACAGCAUACUUUACUAUCGGAAGCGACAAAUAUUCAAACAGUAUCACUCGAUGCUCGAAAUCAUUGUGCUGAUUUUUUACACGUAUGUCGAUUUGGUCGUCAAUGUUAUGACACAUCGAAGUUACAUUUGGAAAAAACCAUUCAUAUCGCACGUGACAUGUGUCGAUAUGGAAAAAAAUGUUUAAAAAUUCAUCAAGAAGAUCAUUUGAAUUCAUUUUCACAUGAAGGCAUUCCUGAUAUUCGUCGCCUAUGUAUGUCUUCAGCCUACGAGUGUCCAGACCUACAAAAGCCCGAACAUAUUAUCCGAUAUCGACACUCUGGAAAUUACGAUCGUAGUAGUAUUAUUCAAUAUGGUGGACUUAAUAAACGUAUAAAUUUUGUUCAAAAUCAACGAAUAAUGUUUGAUACCAUUCUCGAUUAUGCUCAAAAUUUGCCGUCAAAAGCUCCACUGUCAAUUUCAAAUUCAAUUUCAAAAUACAUCAGAGGAUUACUACCAGUUUAUCAAUGUUCAAAAGAGAUUUUCGAGUUAAUACUCAUCCAUGGUCAUGUCAUGUCCCAUAAACGUAUUGACGAGUUACAAAUGCCAAAAUUCUUAAUUGAAAAUAUUCAACGAAAUAAAAAAAUUGAGUCAAUAAUCACACAAUAUAAAAACCAAUCACUUGAAGAUCAUAUAAAAGAUUACAUUAAAGCUAUUGUCUCUAAUGUAUAUAGUAAACGAACUCCUCAAACUAAGCCAACAGUGACGAAUACAAGAACUAAUUAUUCUCAACUAUCAACAAUGCCAAUACCUGAUGAAGACUUUAACAAUACUAUCCGUAAAGAAGAGAAAUUUCUGCGAGAUAAACUAAAUCCAACGGAUAUCGAUAUCAUUCGUCGAUAUACCACGGAAAUUACUGAAGCAACAUUUAACCUUGAGAUCAAUUCUAAUAGUAUUCGAAAGACCUCUGACGAAAUAUGUGAUGAAGACAAAUAUAUUUAUACUAUUCUUGGUCCACAACUUCGUCGUGAUUAUGGAGAUAUUGUGCUUGUGUUCAAACGACAAGUAAUGCUUCAUCCGGAUGCGAAUUUUUCCAUUCAAUCAGAGGCUUCAUUUUUAAAUGGAACUACAUUUAAUCGUCGACCAUGGGUCACAGACUCGCGUACAUCCAAUGAGCGAAUCAAGCAAUUUCAGGAAUCGAAAUUACAUUGUUCAAUACUUGGAUAUGAGAGUUCAGCAGCAGCUGAACUCAUAGCUGCAGCAGGUCAACAUAAGAAAACAAUAGAUGUUGAUUCGAAAUCAAUCAUAAACUAUUUGACAAGUGUGGACACAGAUUCAUUGUUCGAAGGUCAUUUGCCUGAUUUAAUUCCUUUGGAUUACAUCGAAGAAAUUUACAUACCAAAAAAUCUCUUUACAUCUCUUUCACCAGCAGCUCAAAAGUCAGCAAAAUCAAUUUUUCAUUGUUCAUGCUAUAUAACAAAUCAUGAAAUUAAUCUCAAUUCUACACCUAGUAGAGAAUCACGUGUACUAGAAAAGAAUCGUACUGAAUAUCAGCAAUAUGUUAUGGAUAAAUUGAAUGAAAAGUUUGUUCAAAACAUUGGCUAUGCAUCAGAAUUACGUGGUACUUGUAUCACUUUACCACCGAGUUGUUUCAUUGAGUAUGUCGCAUUACCAUUCACAAUAUCGCAAAUCUAUGGCCAAUAUCUUCGAAAUAAAAAGCAAGAUCCAAUUUCCAAUGAAAUCUACAUUUAUUUUCAAGCGAUGUAUGGUGAUGUGAUGAUCACAUUAUCGAAUGAACGAAUCGGUUCUGUUCAAAGUCGACGAUAUAUUCCAUGUCUCAUGUGUUAUGUUGCUGACAUACCAUCAACCACAUCAAGUGAUUAUCAAGAAUCAAUUUCGUAUUUGAAUUAUGGUGAUCCAUUUCAACAUAAAUCUAUUAUGGAUAAAUGUUUGUUUGUAGCACAUUCAAAUAAAUUUCAUCGUAAUUGUAAUGUAGAUGAUUUUCUUAAUUAUUGUUUAAAACUUGAGAAAAGCACUGGUCAAGUAACACUUUCACAUGCUGGACCAAAUAGUAUUUAUAAUUAUGAAACAAUAUCCUAUAAAUUCCCAAAAUCUACGCUUGAUUUGAGUGAUUUAAAUUAUAUUCAUGUUAGUGCUGGUUCACAUCAAGUACCUAUUCGAAAUAUGAUGGUUUGCUUUCAUCAAGUGCCUGAUUUGCAUCCUUUAUUUGAUAGAAAUUUUAAACCAAACCGCAGCUCUCCUAGUCAACAAAAUCGUCCUAGUUCUGCUCGUUGUCAAUCGGCAGCAGCUGCAAAAUCAACAGAUGACAAAUCACAACCGAUUUUUUCGAAAAUUAAGCAAUUCGCCGGUAGUCUAUUUGCUGUUGAUAAAGAAAAACUACGACCAUGUCCUAAUUCAAUUAAUUGUCUUGAACAAACAUCAAACGAUCACUGUAAGCGAUAUUCUCAUCCCUGUCGAUUUGCUGAACUUUGUCGGAAUCAAGACAAAGAACCACAUUUAACACACGAACCCCAUCGAGUGAUACCAUGCGUACAUGAUAAAUCGUGUAAGCGUCUUGAUGACCCUGUUCAUCGAGCAUCAUAUCGACACACUGGUCUUCCUGAUUUUCUUGUUCCAUGUCGUGAUCAAAAAGCUUGUCGUAAUCAAACAGGAGAGCAUCGAAUGAAAUAUUCGCACGGUGAAAACAUCGAAAGAAUUGCAGCAGCCGAAAAACCACGAAAGGUUGCUCAAGCGUCAUCAUUAUCAUCUGAAAAUUAUUGUGAACAGCAACAUAAUCGUCAUGAAAAUCAUAAUGAACAAAUACCUUGUCGCCACGGAUCAAAAUGUCGUGAUCAAACUGAUUCUCAACAUUGUUCCCGCUACUCUCAUUCAUCCGAACAUAGACAAAAGUCUUCGUCUUCUGAUCAAGAUCGUUCGCGAACACCGUGCGCUUUUGGUUCUGCGUGCUAUAACACAAGUGAUCCUGAUCACUGCUCACAAUAUUCGCACUCUGAUGUACAACGACGCCAACCUGCAGAAAUGAGUAAUCAUCAAAGAGUACAAUGUCCUGACGGCAACAGAUGUCGAAAUACUGAUGAUUAUCAUUGUUCUCGAUACUCACAUUCAUUCAAAUAA